This is a messenger RNA of Arvicanthis niloticus (Nile rat), 1204 nucleotides long. RefSeq names its product N-acetyltransferase 8F1. Gene Ontology annotation, molecular function: N-acetyltransferase activity. Lineage: Eukaryota; Metazoa; Chordata; Mammalia; Rodentia; Muridae. The record is from RefSeq and is a predicted model, not a curated record.
ACCGUUUCCGGUGGGCGUGUUCCUGGCUAUGUUUAUAUGAACUUCAGCGGGCUCCUACUACUGCUAGGAGCUGCUGGCAGAGCAUGAGGAGAACAACUUCUACUUUGUCCUGGAGGUGGAGCGGACCCCACAGGUCGGGCCCAGAAGUUGAGCUUCCGCAGUGCUGGAAUUGCAGACAAGUAACAUCGUGCCAGUGUGACUUGAUUCUGACUUUGACGCCUUUCUACAUCUGUGAAGAAUGUCCUCUGAAGAUACUAUUGUUUGGCUGUGGUGAUUUGAUCUCAUCUCUCAUCCCUGGGAUGAGAUCUGUCCCAGCUGAUCUGAUUCUGUGUUGAAGGGUUCAGGGAAGGUGUACAGGCAGGUAUAGCUGUCUCUCCUGGAUGCCGAGAUUUGAGGCCCAGAAGUCUCCCAUGGCUCCUUAUCACAUCCGACAGUACCAGGACAGCGACUAUAAAAGUGUCGUGGAUGUGUUCACCAAGGGCAUGGAAGAGCACAUCCCCUCCACCUUUCGCCACAUGCUUAUGCUGCCCCGAACCCUCCUACUCUUACUUGGGGUGUCCCUUACCCUGGUCCUGGUGGCUGGCUCCUGGCUGCUGGCUGUUAUGUGCAUCUUCUUUCUGCUCCUACUCCUACGAUUCCUUGCUGGACAGCCUUGGAAGGGGUAUGUGGCCAAGUGUUUGCAGACAGACAUGGUUGACAUCACCAAGUCUUACCUGAAUGCACAUGACACCUGCUUCUGGGUGGCUGAGUCUGGGGAACAGGUGGUGGGCAUGGUGGGUGCUCAGCCAGUCAAGGAUCCUCCAUUAGGGAGGAAGCAGAUGCAGCUCUUUCGCCUGUCUGUGUCCUCACAGCAUCGAGGACAGGGGAUAGCGAAGGCACUGGUCAGAACUGUCCUCCAGUUUGCACGGGACCAGGGCUACAGUGAUGUUGUCCUUGACACCAGCACCUUACAGCAAGGUGCUAUGACUCUCUACCUGAGCAUGGGCUUCCAGAAGACAGGCCAAUACUUCAUAAGUAUGUUCUGGAGGUUAGCGCAUAUUCAGACAAUUCAAUUAAAGUACUCCUUCCCUUCUGCCUAGGAAGUGGGGGCUGUGACCUUAUGCUCCCAUGCAGCACGCAGACUCCUCUGCACUCUGCUACAGAAACCAGUGAACCCCGCCAUGUCAGUGUGAUUAACAAUAAAAGCUUGUUGGUGCACACCAGA